Molecule: messenger RNA, 197 nt
Organism: Ectocarpus sp. CCAP 1310/34
Lineage: Eukaryota; Phaeophyceae; Ectocarpales; Ectocarpaceae
Source: the annotation of a GenBank genome assembly
UGUUUGUCCGUGCGCCACGGUUCGAUGCCGUCCGCAUGCUCCGGUGCCGCUGCUCCGGUGCCGCUUCUCCGGUGCCGCUGUGGCCAGUCCUAGCACGACCAAACUCGACCCGCUCCGCUUCGUACACACUCUCAUUGCUGUCCUUCCCAGUCGGUUCCUCGCUUUCUCCCUCGUUGCACUUAGGGCUCUUGGUGUGA